AUGGACCCUUAUCUGGAUGAAAAUGGACUCCUUAGAGUGGUAGGACGCAUCACCAACUCAAAUUUGACCCAAGGUGAGAAGAACCCGCUUAUAGUUCCAGGCCACCACCAUGUUGCAACUCUUCUAAUAAAGCGCUACCACGAUAAGGUCCAGCAUCAAGGUCACCUGUUUACUGAAGGAGCUAUACGUUCUGCAGGAUGGUGGAUAGUGGGUGGCAAGGGAAAGCAGGACCAAAACUUUAUUGAACAGUGGUGGCUGUUAUACAAGACGGCCAUUGUAACAAGUGACGUUGUCAACCAUUUCAUGGUGUCUUGGUCUGCUCUCACUGUGAGCGGAAACCUGCUUGUGAUAAUCUCCAUUAUUUAUUUCAAACAGCUCCAAACUCCCACAAACUACCUCAUCCUGUCAUUGGCUGUUACUGACCUGCUUGUUGGAGUUUUAGUAUUUCCUUUCAGUAUGACAUUCGCUGUGAGCUCAUGUCUGCAUCAUGAGAAUUUCUUUUGCAAAAUACGGGACAGCUUUGACGUUAUACUGUGCACAUCUUCAAUUCUAAACUUGUGCUGCAUUUCCAUUGACAGAUAUUAUGCGGUGUGUGAGCCUCUGACCUACAGGACAAAAAUAAACACUCAGGUAACUUUGGUUAUGAUCAUUGUGAGCUGGGUAGUCUCAGCUCUAAUUGGAAUUGGCAUCACAAUUGCAGGAUUCAGUCAAGGUACGUGUGAAGAAACAUGCUCAGCUGAUGUUAUAGUGGCCAACACAAUGGGGCCUGUUUUUUCUUUUUAUUUCCCUGCAGUCAUAAUGCUCUGUAUUUACUUAAAGAUUUUCCUUGUUGCGCAGAAACAAGUGCACAGCCUUCAGAACGCAAACAGUCUCGGUACGAAGUCUGGAGCAGCUGUUAGCAGGAUGGAGAGAAAAGCCACCAAAACCCUUGCCGUUGUUAUGGGAGUUUUUCUUUUGUGUCUCACUCCAUACUUUUUUUGUGUUGUCUUCCAGCCUUUAUUUUAUAGUCCACCACCAGCUCCUGUGAUUGAAACACUUAACUGGCUCACUCUUUCUAAUUCAAUGCUGAAUCCUUUAAUUUAUGCUUUCUUUUAUAGCUGGUUUCGAUCAGCUUUCAGGAUGGUAAUUUCUGGAAAAAUUUUCCACAGUGAUUUAGCCAACUCCAAGCUGUUUUGA
Molecule: messenger RNA, 1176 nt
Organism: Nematolebias whitei (Rio pearlfish)
Lineage: Eukaryota; Metazoa; Chordata; Actinopteri; Cyprinodontiformes; Rivulidae
Product: trace amine-associated receptor 1-like
Exons: 3
Coding region: 1-1176 (391 amino acids)
Biological process (GO): adenylate cyclase-activating adrenergic receptor signaling pathway
Cellular component (GO): membrane
Molecular function (GO): G protein-coupled receptor activity
Source: RefSeq, a predicted model, not a curated record